Molecule: messenger RNA, 1427 nt
Organism: Dioscorea cayenensis subsp. rotundata (Guinea yam)
Lineage: Eukaryota; Viridiplantae; Streptophyta; Magnoliopsida; Dioscoreales; Dioscoreaceae
Product: transcription factor IIIA
Exons: 6
Coding region: 21-1217 (398 amino acids)
Biological process (GO): regulation of transcription by RNA polymerase II
Cellular component (GO): nucleus
Source: RefSeq, a predicted model, not a curated record
AAAGGUUCGAGAAACCCUCGAUGGGAACCGCAGCCAUUGACGCAGAGGAAGCAACAUCCUCUCCGUCGCCGUCGCCGUCGCCGGCGCUGGCGCUGGAGGAGACGGAGGCGAUGGUGAAGGAGAUCAAGAAGCCGGUGUUCCGUGAUAUCCGUCGAUAUUACUGUGAGUUCUGUGGCAUUUGCAGGUCUAAGAAGGCUCUCAUCAGAUCCCACAUCCUGUCUCACCACCAGGAGGAUAUGGCGGAUGAUAAGAAGGGUGGCAUAGAGGCAGCAACGGAGGAGAAGGGCGGGAACACUUGCGAGGAGUGUGGUGCGAGCUUUAGGAAGCCUGCUCAUCUCAAACAACACAUGCAAAGCCAUUCUUUACAGAGGCCUUUUGCUUGCCCUUUGGAUGAUUGCCCUCACAGUUAUCGCCGCAAGGACCAUUUGACAAGACAUUCACUGAAACAUGAAGGGAAGAUCUUUACUUGCCCUUUAGAUAACUGCAAUCGCAAGUUUGCAUUUCAGGGCAACAUGACUAGGCAUGUGAAAGAAUUCCACAAUGAUGUUACUACUGCAAAUGGCUCUGAAAAGAAGCAUGUAUGCCAAGAAGAAGGGUGUGGGAAGGUAUUCAAAUAUGCAUCCCGGUUGAGAAAACAUGAAGGGACACAUGUUAAACUUGAAUAUGUGGAGGUUAUCUGUGGUGAGCCAAGUUGUCUGAAGCAAUUCACAAACUCUGAAUGCCUCAAGGCUCACAUUGAGUCAUCUCACCGUUAUAUUAAAUGUGAGGUGUGUGGAGCACGACAGCUAAAGAAGAAUUUCAAGCGGCACAAACGUGCUCAUGACAGAAAACGUGGAAAAUGUACAACUGAGCGGGUUAAGUGCACUUUUGAAGAUUGCUUAUGCACAUUUUCAAAUAAAUCAAAUCUCACAAAGCAUUUGAAGGCUGUUCAUGAAGACUGUCGGCCAUUCACAUGCACUAUAGCUGAUUGUGGGCAGAAAUUCUCAUACAAGCAUGUGCGAGAUAAUCAUGAGAAAAGUGCUCAUGUGUAUGUUCAAGGUGACUUUGUUGAGACUGAUGAGCUUUUCCAUUCACAACCAAGGGGUGGACGGAAACGGAAAUGUUUGUCAGUGGAGUCAUUACUCCGAAAGAGAAUUGUUCCUCCAGCUGAAGCUUCCACAUUAGAUGAUGGAACAGAAUACCUGAGGUGGCUGCUUUCAGAUGAUAAUCAAGAGUGAAUGGUCCAUAUGUUUUGGUUUAUAUUAUGUGUCUGCUAUAAAUAGUUCCAAAUUACUUAUACAUAAGUUAGAUGGAGUCCUGCUUAGGUUAGAUUACUUUAAUUGUUCAUAUAAAAGUAUGUACCUCACAACAGCGACCAGGAACUCAAGUUUACAUGGAACAAUUACAAAAUACUAAGAUUUCUUUUGAAACUGUUUGUUUUCCCCAAA